AUGGAGGUGAGUGGUCUUCCACUGGAGCUGUGGCGCCUGAUCUUAGCCUACAUGCGACUUCCCGACCUUGGCCGCUGUAGCCUCGUGUGCAAGGCCUGGUAUGAACUCAUCCUCAGCCUGGACAGCACCAGGUGGCGCCAGCUGUGCCUGAGAUGCGUCGAGUGCCGGCAUCCCAAUUGGCCCAAUCAGCCUGAUGUGGAGCCUCGGUCUUGGCGAGAAGCCUUCAAACAGCAUUACUUGGCUGCGAAGACGUGGACCAAAAAUGCCCAGGAAUUAGAGUCUUCUAACUGUUUUUAUCUCUUCCGACGGAGAAAGGACCGGCGCAUUCUCUAUGUUGGACCUGGUUGUGAGUUUGACAACCUGGGCAGUGCCUUGACCUCAGCCAACAUUUAUGAUAAGAUUGUGCUAUUACCAGGCAUCUAUGAGGAGCAGGGCGAAAUUAUCCUGAACGUGCCUGUGGAGAUCAUGGGCCAAGGAAAGCUUGGAGAUGUGGCUCUGCUGGUUUGUGUGGAUCAGCACUGUGCCACAACCCGGCUGUGCAAUCUUGUCUUCAUGCCAGUGUGGUUCAGCCCUGUUAUGUACAAGGUAUCUUCAGGUCAUGUCCAAUUUGAUAACUGCAACUUUGAGAAUGGGCAGUUGCAGAUUCAUGCUCCAGGAACCUGCCAAGUUAAAUUUUGUACCUUUAAUCAAGCCAGCAUCAGCCUUCACAGUGUAGCCCUUUGUGUCCUUGAAAAUUGUGAGUUUGUUGGGAGUGAAAUUGCCUCAGUGACUGUGGAAGGGCAUCCAUCCUCUGACAGGAACUGGGCCUAUAAGCAUCUGAUGGGCAUGGUCAAGUCCUCAUCUGCUUUAUCAGCUGCCCAAGACUCAGCACCUUUUAACCCAUCAAACCAAGAAAGCUUAGGGCAUCUGCCCACAGUGAACUUAAGGACCUGUGAGAUUGUCAUAGGUGAAGACCAGAGUAACUUCCUUAUGACUUCAAAACCCCCACAAGCAUGUGAGAAAGACUUUGAGAAGGAGAAUGAAAUUAGCAGGGACCUCUGCCCCGCCAGGGACAGGAAGGGGAUUACCUAUGAUGCCGACUCCAGUGACAGCAGCCAGAACUCUAGCAGUGAAAACGAACCUGAAGACCAGUUUGUGUACAGACUCUCCCACCAGGCGCCCAGUCUGAGCCACACACUGGCCAGGUCUCUGCUCAGCAGGCCGCAGACCACUCAAUUGUCCAACCUUCAGAAUGGCCUCGAAUUGAAAACCCUGCACCAGGAGCUUCAGAGAGACAGUGAGGCUCAGUCCCUCGCCAGUUCCUUGCAGGGUUGCCUCAUUAGGAAGUGCCUGUUCAGAGAUGGGAAGGGGGGCGUCUUUGUCUGCUCCCAAGGCCGUGCCAAGAUGGAAGGGAAUGUCUUCAGGGACCUGGUGUAUGCUGUCCGGUGCGUGCAGAAUAGCAAGAUCAUCAUGCUAAAGAAUGACAUUUACCAUUGCAAAGCAUCAGGAAUAUUUUUGCGCCUGGAAGCAGGAGGCUUGAUUGCUGACAAUAACAUUUAUUCCAACUCUGAGGCUGGUGUGGAUAUCCGAAAGGGAGCCAACCCAUUCAUACUGUGUAAUAAGAUACACAGUGGCCUUCGUUCAGGCAUUGUCGUCCUUGGCAACGGAAAAGGCAUCAUCCGUAGCAAUCAAAUAUAUGGAAAUAAAGAAGCUGGCAUUUACAUUUUGUAUAAUGGAAAUCCCAUUGUGAGUGGAAACCACAUUUUCCAAGGUCUUGCUGCUGGCAUAGCAGUAAAUGAGAAUGGAAGAGGACAGAUAACAGAAAACGUUAUACGUGAAAAUCACUGGGGUGGUGCAGAUAUUCGCCGAGGAGGUGACCCUGUUCUGAGAAGCAACCUCAUCUGCUUUGGCUAUUCUGAUGGAGUGGUUGUAGGAGAACAGGGAAAAGGACUAAUUGAAGGCAAUACCAUAUAUGGUAAUAAAGGUUGUGGCAUGUGGAUCAUGUCCUCAAGCCUCCCACACAUCACAGCUAAUCAGAUUGCCCAUAACAGCAUCUAUGGGGUAGCUGUGUUUUGUCAGAAGGAUGAUGCUAAUGAUUACCUCAUUAACCAAGGAGGCAAUGAAAAUUUCAAUGAUGAAGGUGAAGCUUCCAACUGGGAAAAUGAACUAGAUGGUGAAGACGACCACUUCCCCACCCGGCGGCCAAUCGGUGUGGCGCUCAUUGAAUCUAACAGUAUUAACCACAAUGGAGCUGCCGGGCUGUAUGUCAAGAGCAGUGAGGCGCUGAACGUUGUUGCCAACGUUAUCCACGCCAACCAGGAGAGUGGGCUGGCCGUGUUGCAGAGCACCCAGCUUACCCGGAUCGCCAACAACAGCAUCUCCUGCAACCAUCUUGGCGGGGUCCUCGUUGAGUCAGAGUGCAGGGUCGAGCUUCGUGGAAACGGCAUCUAUGACAACAGAGGCCCUGGCGUCUCCUCCAAGGGAGAUGGGACCAUCCUAGAGAAUGACAUCAUUGGCAACCAGGGCUGUGGGCUACAGUUAAUGCAGGCAGCAAACAUGAAGAUCACCAAAAACAGGAUCCACUCCUUCCGUGACUAUGGAAUUGUAAUGCUUGACCACGUCAAAGGCCUGGUACAGGACAAUAUGAUCUUUCAAGGGAAGACCAAAAAGACCAUUUUGCAGCAGGUUUCUAAUCUUGAAGACUGUUUAGUUCAAAACAACAAGCUUUUGGCUUUCAAGAAGUCUGAUGUCCCUUGGAAAUUAGAGAAUCCCCCUGCAAGGCCUCACAUUGAAGAAACCAGAAGAAGCAUCUCUACAGCCCACAACAGUCAAAAGGUGACGAACGUAACAACCAGGAUAGCCACCAGAGUGGAAGGCAGAUGUCCCAACAGCCGCAGCAUCUUCUGUACCAUUCUGUGACACUGCCUCGACCACUCCCAUUAUCUGUUCUUUGAGCUCAGGUCUAGGCAUCACUGAGUGCUCACUCUUCCCAGGAACACCGCUUCACCCAGAAACACAGUGGGGAUUUCUGAUGGGCUGCACAAGUGAAAUUCAUUGGGGGCGGGGUGCCUAGCCCUGUGGGGAGAAAGUAGUGCCCAGCAAGUCCAAGACCUCUAGGCUUUCUGGGAAGUGGGAAGAGUACCUGAUGGAACUCCAAGUCAUAUGUUUCUUUCUCCCCAGAAGCUGGGAGAGGGUUUAGCAUGAAAGAGCCCAGAAAACAGGAC
Trichosurus vulpecula (common brushtail) is the source of this 3203-nucleotide messenger RNA. RefSeq names its product F-box protein 10 (gene FBXO10). Lineage: Eukaryota; Metazoa; Chordata; Mammalia; Diprotodontia; Phalangeridae. Gene Ontology annotation, molecular function: protein binding. The coding region runs from base 1 to 2898 and encodes 965 amino acids. The record is from RefSeq and is a predicted model, not a curated record. Gene Ontology annotation, biological process: ubiquitin-dependent protein catabolic process; regulation of apoptotic process; protein ubiquitination. The transcript is spliced from 10 exons.